AUUCAUCACAAAAUGACCUUGACAUUUCAUGGUGUGUUUUUUUCCUUCACCUUGAUCUCACUUCUGCUUCAAGUAUUAGGACAAACUGAUAACUGGCCAACAAAGUACCGCCAUUUCGCAACAUGGAAGUGCUAUCUUAUUUUCGAUAAUAAGAUUUCUUGUACCGAAGAGAAAGCAGAAUGUGAAAAUUUGAAUAGCUCCCUGGCUGAGUUUGAGGACGUUAAAGAAGCAUAUACAUUUAUUUCUAACUUUUAUAACUUUCCAACGGAGAACCACCAUCUCGCCCUAGGGAAGUGCUAUAUUCUUUUUGAUAACAAGUUAUUUUGGACAGAAUCUAAAGCAGAAUGUGAAAGUUUGAUUAGCACCGUGGCUGAGUUUAAAGACAUUAAAGAAGCAUAUACGUUUAUUUCUAACGUUUAUAACUGUCCAACAGAGUACCAUUAUUUCGCACUAGGGAAGUGCUACAUUAUUUUUGUUAAUAGGUUAUCUUGGACGGAAGCUAAGGCAGAAUGUGAAAGUUUGAAUAGCUCCCUGGCUGAGCUUGAAGACAUUAAAGAAGCAUAUACAUUCAUUAACUACGAAGCCAAUUUUUGGAUUGGCGUGUACGACUAUAAACCUGAGCAGUCCUGGGUUUGGAUCAGUGACAACAAAACAGUCAACAUGUCUUAUUGGAAUGAUUUGUCGGAAUAUCUCAUCAACGAAACUUGUGGACUUCUGUUUUUUUACGAUGUUCCGAACAUCCAUGGUGAUUAUUGUGAUUCACUAGAAUACUUUAUAUGUAUGAGUUUACCUGUAGCAUCAACAGUUACCACUUCUACAACUGAGGCACCAACCACCACAACCCUAUCUACAACUCAGGCACCAACGACAACUACCACUUCUACAACUGAGGCACCAACCACCACAACCGCAUCUACAACUGAGGCACCAACGACAACUACCACUUCUAUAACUGAGGCACCAGCCACAACUACCACUUCUACAACUGAGACACCAGCCACAACUACCACUUCUACAACUGAGGCACCAGACACAACUACCACUUCUACAACUGAGGCACAAGCUACAACUACCACUUCUACAACUGAGGCACCGUCCACAACUACCACCACUUCUUCUGAAGAAACGACAUCAACAAGUUCACAACUGUCGACCUACUCCUACAGCCAGAUAUCAACAACUUCUCUAGCUACUACUAUGAGUACUAUCCCCAACUUAAAUUCUCCAGUUGGGAAUAUAAUCGAGACCACUACAAAAUCUAGAGAUAUAUCUUCACAUCUGGCGCUUAAACAUAUAUCAUCACAUCUGGCUCUCAAACAAAUAUCAUCACAAGUGGCUCUCAAACAUAUAUCAUCACAUCUGGCUCUCAAACAUAUAUCAUCACAUCUGGCUCUCAAACAAAUAUCAUCACAUCUGGCUCUCAAACAUAUAUCAUCACAUCUGGCUCUCAAACAUAUAUCAUCACAUAUGACUCUCAAACAUAUAUCAUCACAUCUGGCUCUCAAACAUAUACGAUCUUAUCUGGCUCUCAAACAUAUAUCAUCACAUCUGGCUCUCAAACAUAUCAUAACAUCUGGCUCUCAAACAUAUAUCAUCACAUCUGGCUCUCAAACAUAUAUCAUCACAAGUGGCUCUCAAACAUAUAUCAUCACAAGUGGCUCUCAAACAUAUAUCAUCACAUCUGGCUCUCAAACAUAUAUCAUCACAUCUGGCUCUCAAACAAAUAUCAUCACAUCUUUCUCUCAAACAUAUAUCAUCACAUCUGGCUCUCAAACAAAUAUCAUCACAUCUUUCUCUCAAACAUAUAUCAUCACAUCUGGCUCUCAAACACUUAUCAUCACAUCUGGCUCUCAAACAUAUAUCAUCACAUCUGGCUCUCAAACAUAUAUCAUCACAUAUGACUCUCAAACAUAUAUCAUCACAUCUGGCUCUCAAACAUAUAUCAUCCCAUCUGGCUCUCAAACAAAUAUCAUCACAUCUGGCUCUCAAACAUAUAUCAUCACAUCUUUCUCUCAAACAUAUAUCAUCACAUCUGGCUCUCAAACAAAUAUCAUCACAUCUUUCUCUCAAACAUAUAUCAUCACAUCUGGCUCUCAAACACUUAUCAUCACAUCUGGCUCUCAAACAUAUAUCAUCACAUCUGGCUCUCAAACAUAUAUCAUCACAUAUGACUCUCAAACAUAUAUCAUCACAUCUGGCUCUCAAACAUAUAUCAACACAUCUGGCUCUCAAACAUAUAUCAUCACAUCUGUCUCAAUUGUGUCAAUUUCAAUAGUAGUUUGA
Molecule: messenger RNA, 2283 nt
Organism: Biomphalaria glabrata
Lineage: Eukaryota; Metazoa; Mollusca; Gastropoda; Planorbidae
Product: mucin-22-like
Exons: 10
Coding region: 13-2283 (756 amino acids)
Source: RefSeq, a predicted model, not a curated record